CGACUUCCACUUCCGAUACGUAAUUAGUUUUAGCGCCACAACAAACCCAAGGCAGCCAUCGCACCACCUGCAACAACUCUGCGCCGUGACAAACACUGCAGAUCGAUAUUACUUCACAAAGGAGAAAUCCAACAAAAGAGGAGAAAUAAAUAAAACGUCUAGCAUUGCAAUUAUACGAUUCAUGAUGCUCCUGCGGUAAAAGCCCUCUUGUGUGUUAAUCAAACGAGCAGCUACACCACCAUCAAAUACUGUUUACAAUGCGCAUCACUGCAUCCACAUCGUCAUGACCAGACGCCUCCCGUGGAACACAGCCAGGUGGCAGUCUAGCCCGGCUGCUUCACCAGCGUCGAGACGGGCCAAGAAAGAAGAGAGCUCAAGUCCACAGCCUCAGGCAGACUCCCUGCCUGGCAGCAUCAACAGUGCAUCUCAUACUCCACGGCGCAGAUUGCCGAUAUCCAAUCGUGAAUCCCGUUCAUCAGUAUCACCUCCACCUGAUGCCCCUCUAGAACAAUUUAUGAUUGAAGGCGAUGAUCGGUACCGUAUGGUUGAAGAUGAACUCCUCCGUGCGGCUCAGCGAUUCACCACGCAUCUGCAUCGCGCAGAGUACGAACGUCUCAAGCGGCUAGCAAGAUCACAAAACGCAGACUCCAUUCGCGAAAUUGAACGCCCUGUCAUCGGGACCCCUACCAUGGAAGCCCGCAGACGUCAUGAUCGCGUCGCUCAACGGAUCAAGCAGCGCUCGGUCCCGGGUGAAGAUGCCAGCAGCUCGUCUCCCCGUCCAGCCACUGGUUUGCGGAACUUGCUAGAUGCACCCAGUCAGCAAGAGCAGUCCAUCUCCUCUCUAGCUCCACGACCAAGCACUGCCGCACGCACCCCAGCUUCGGCAAGGCCACAACGCAGACCACAACCUGCUAUACAGAGUUCUCCAGGUGUCGGCCCGUCGUCUUCGCGGAUAUCGCCCUUUGCUACUCCGAUACGGAGACGCAUACCAACCCACACCUCGAAUCAGCCUAGCCCAGCGACGCCUGGCCCGUCAAACAGCAGUGCGAGCCGAGCAACUGUCGUGAACCUCGUCGAUGAUGAUAUCGACGUGGAUGAUCCGUUCGGCUUAAAGAAGCGCAAUGUAAAACGAAACGCUUCUCGGGAGCAGUUCAGCUCACGGACGCCUAAAAAGGAACCAUCACCGAUUGAAAGCGUGGUGCCACACUUCCUCUAAUACAACACCAUACAACAUGCCUGGAAGAAGGCGUCCUGGGGAAUCAAAAUAUUAUGAUCAUUUAACGAAUUUUGCAUUUCUUUUUGUAACUCAUAAAUACCCUUUAAAUAAAAACGGAAAUCCCAGUAUCUAUGCGUCCUGCAUCGUAAGCUCAUCAAAGUCGUCUAGCAAUUCAUCCAUGUCAACAUGAGGAGCUGCGUCGACGCCUUCGUCAGAGUCAGCCAUGCUCAUCUCUUCCUCCUCCUCUACUUGUUCUUGCUGCUCGUUCUUGUACAGAGCAAGAGCAGCACGAAGCUCCUCAUCUUCCUCUACAUCACGCAAGAACAUUUCGUACUCGUUAUCCAUACGCUCCUGGUCAGCCUUCUUAGGGAGAAGUUCGCCUUCAUCCUUGGCCAUGCGCUUAAGGCGCCAGUUGCGGCGUCUGUUUCUGCGCUUGCGGGGGUAGUGUUUCUUGACUAGGACAACAUCCGGAAUUGUUGAUGAGUAUACGCUGGAGGCUUCCAUGGCAUCGAAUUCGGGGUUGUUGAAGACAGUACCCUCAAGAAGAUAUCCCAUGGCGCUAUCACCGGCUUGCAACAAUCCACCAAGAUGUGUUCUUGUAAAGUAUGUCUUGUCGUUGACUCCGAGAUCAACAGCGCGGGCAACAGUAACCUCUGCAAAUCGCCACUUUCCGUUUUGCUUGCCAGUAAGCUCAACAUCCAUAAUGAUAAAUUCCACCAGGGAUUGUGUAUCGGCUAGGCCCAAAAACGGCGCUCUCCAGUAGAUGGAAGCGCUGAUAUCAGCAGUCUGGAGGGUCUGGGGGUCGAGCAGGUAAAUGGAGGUACCAAUCUUGUGGCAAAGGACCAGAGGAGAAAUGUUGCCGUAUUGCUUGGCGAUUUUGAUGGGCAGGGCGACCAGGUCAUCUUUGCAGAUAGGUACCAGUUCGGCAGAGUACGUGAAUUUGUAAGAGCGCUUGGAGGUGUGUGUGUCAUGAGAGAUGAGUUCCUGGGCCUUCUUCAUGCGGAUAGGCACCACGGAGUUGAGGAAGUCAACAAACUUGUCGGCUUGGUUCUUGGCAGAGAAGAAGAAAUCAAUACCGUCCUUGGCUUCCUUGAUGUUGAGGGUUUCUCUGUGGGCUUGGUGCUUCAUAAUCAACUGCUCGAGGAACAGGAAAGUACGCUUGUGUAGGACCUUUUGACGAACUUGAACGCAAGCUCUCCAGACGUUAGCGGUAUAAGAUUUGGCGCAUUCGGGGCACUGCUGAGUUGUGACAAUGUAGACGACUUCAAACGUCUGUUGAAGCAGGACGCCGUCCUGGACGGAGUCUUGGAUUGUGAUUUUGACUUUGAUUCUUCGGGAGUGGGCUUCGGUCCAGACAAACGAGGCAUCUACGAUGCGCACUUUGGCAAGACCUCGCAGUUUCUUAAGGCACAGGGCGAGAAGCUCUCGAGAUUCGGGGUUGGCGACAACCCAGCUGGUUGGCGGCGUCAGCCAUCGGUUGCAGUCACGGCAGAACUGGAGGUUGGAUUCGCGUUGGACUCCGGCGGAAAUAUCGAUCGUGAGCUUGACACAGUCAAAGCAGAGGGC
[Torrubiella] hemipterigena is the source of this 2782-nucleotide messenger RNA. The record is from the annotation of a GenBank genome assembly. Lineage: Eukaryota; Fungi; Ascomycota; Sordariomycetes; Hypocreales; Clavicipitaceae.